This is a messenger RNA of Abrus precatorius (Indian licorice), 2172 nucleotides long. Its product is annotated as UDP-glycosyltransferase 73C2-like. The record is from RefSeq and is a predicted model, not a curated record. NCBI's taxonomy places the organism in Eukaryota, Viridiplantae, Streptophyta, Magnoliopsida, Fabales, Fabaceae. Gene Ontology annotation, molecular function: UDP-glycosyltransferase activity. Bases 226 to 1695 code for a protein of 489 amino acids. The transcript has a single exon.
GAAAAACUUUAGAACUUGGUGUAUUUGAUCCAGCAUACGAAUAUACGAUGCAGAACCAAACAGACAAAAAGGCAACGAAAUUUGCAAUGCACUGAGUCUUGUAUAAUCCAACUUAAUUACGUAGGCGCUUACAUCACCAAUAAAGCGAUGUAACGUGCAUAUAAAUAUCGUACAGUAACCAAGUUCAAGUGAAUUAUUCGGUGUACCAUAUCAUCCACAAGAAAUAUGGCACCCCAAGAACCACAACACCACUUUGUCUUAUUUCCAUUGAUGGCCCAAGGCCACAUGAUACCCAUGAUGGACGCUGCAAAAAUAUUGAUGGAGCACAAUGUUAUUGUGACAGUAGUCACAACUCCACAUAAUGCAUCACGUUUCACAUCGAUCGUUGAUCGUUAUACUCAAUCUGGAUUUCAUAUUAAUAUAGUUCAACUUCAAUUCCCAUGUAAAGAAGUUGGAUUACCAGAUGGGUGUGAGAACCUUGAUAUGCUACCUUCACUUGGCACAGCAUUGAGUUUCUUCAAUGCAACAAACUUUCUACGCCAACCAGUGGAGAAACUAUUUGCAGAGUUAACACCACAACCAAGCUGCAUAGUUUCUGAUAUGUGUUUGUCAUAUACAAUCCACAUUGCUAGGAAAUUUAACAUUCCCAGGAUUUCUUUUGUUGGAGUAAGUUGUUUCUAUCUCUUAUGUCUGCAUAAUUUACAAAUCUAUAAUGUUUUGGAGAGCGUAAGUACUGAAUCAGAGUACUUUGUAAUGCCUGGUAUCCCUGACAAAAUUGAAAUGACCUUAGCCCAGACAGGACUAUCAAAAAAUGAAAGCUGGAGACAAUUUUCUAAUGAAAUGUUUACAGCUGAAAAGGGUAGUUAUGGGAUAAUCAUGAAUUCUUUUGAAGAGUUGGAACCAGCAUAUGCAAGGGGUUACAAGAAGGUCAGAAAUGAUAAAAUGUGGUGUAUUGGACCACUAUCACUUAGUAACAAGGUUCACUUAGAUAAGGCUCAAAGAGGUAACAAGGCCUCAAUUGACGAGUGUCAAUUGAAGUGCUGGCUUGAUUCUCAAAGUCCGAGGAAUGUAAUCUAUGCAUGCCUUGGAAGCCUAUGCAAUUUAACGCCACCACAAAUGAUGGAUCUUGGUUUAGCCUUAGAAGCGUCAAAAAGACCCUUCAUUUGGGUCAUCAAAGAAGGAAGUAAAUCAGAAGGAUUGGAAAAAUUGAUUAAGGAAGAUGGAUUUGAGGAAAGGAGCAGCGGUAGGAGCCUUCUAAUUCGGGGUUGGGCUCCUCAAAUACUAAUAUUAUCACACCCUUCUAUUGGAGGGUUUAUAACGCACUGUGGUUGGAACUCUACCAUAGAAGCAGUAUGUGCUGGUGUGCCAAUGAUUACAUGGCCAUUAUUUGGAGAUCAAUUUGUGAAUGAGAGUUUAAUUGUGCAGAUAUUAAAGAUUGGAGUAAAGGUUGGGGUGGAAAGUCCUGUUAAAUGGGGCGAAGAAGAGGAAAUUGGUGUGUUAGUGAAGAAAGAAGAUGUUGAAAGGGCAAUAGUUAAUUUGAUGGAUGAGACAAGCGAAAGUGAAGCAAGAAGAAAAAGAAUUAGAGAGCUAGCAGAGAAGGCUAAAAAAGCUGUAGAAAAAGGGGGAUCCUCUCACACUAAUGUGACCUUGUUUAUUGAAGAUAUCAUGCAAAAAGUUAAUAAGACAGAGAUAUGAUUUUCUCGUUUGCCAAAAACCAAUUUAGAGUAAAAUACCUCACCUUGUAGCUUUUCAACAACUACCUAUCUAAGAAAAAUCAAUGUCAUUAGCAGGAUGUGAAUUGAUUAGUAGCACAGAGGACAUGUCAUUUUCAUUUUAUGGUAUCAAAGCAAGGAAUAUUGGUUGGGACAGUUUUGUGAUAAGGUCCAAGACGCAGAGGUUGUUCCACGAGAAGAUAAGAACUUCAUGGAUGAGAAGGUAGCAUUAGCAGAUGGGCUAGAUGAUGCAAAGCCAGGAAUAGGCAGAAACCAUUUGGAUGCUUGACUACUUAGUGCCUAAUAUUAAAUGUAAGGACAAGGGCAAGUAAGAAAAAUACUAAGAGAAUAUUGUUACAUUGUUAUUUUUUAUUUUUUUUUGUCUUUUCUCAAUUCUUCUAAAUUAAUUAUGCUAACAUUUAUAUAUGUGUUUAUAAAGAAUAUUAUGGAUAACAAAAAA